Molecule: messenger RNA, 1647 nt
Organism: Cornus florida
Lineage: Eukaryota; Viridiplantae; Streptophyta; Magnoliopsida; Cornales; Cornaceae
Product: dnaJ protein ERDJ3B
Exons: 10
Coding region: 286-1317 (343 amino acids)
Biological process (GO): protein folding
Source: RefSeq, a predicted model, not a curated record
AUAAACUCACCCGUUUGCGUGGUUCUGUAUUCUCGUUAUUGUUUAGAGAGAGAACUUACCAAAAAAGAGGUUUUGAAAUAGAGAGAUUGUGGGUGUGUUUUACAGGGUCGACGGUUGAUUUCUCAGUUUUAGAGAGAGGGAAAGAGAGAGUGAGAGCGUUUCCACGAAUUUCAUACAUUGGCGAAUCUUUUAUCCUUCGUUGGCGCGGUCCGUAGAUCUGAUAGGCAAACCCUAGAUUUUCAGUUGGAGGGUUCGAAUCUCUCCUGAUCUCUGUGCCGAAGCUUUAUGGCGCAUCGAAGAUCGAAAUUAUUGUUCCUGAUAUGCGUUUUAUCGCACGUUCUAAUCGCCAUUGCAGGAAAGAGCUAUUAUGAUAUUCUUCAAGUUGCAAAGGGUGCUUCAGAUGAACAGAUCAAAAGAGCAUAUCGGAAGCUCGCACUGAAGUAUCAUCCUGAUAAGAACCCUGGAAAUGAAGAAGCUGACAAGAAAUUUGCGGACAUCAAUAAUGCUUAUGAGGUGCUAUCGGAUAGCGAGAAGAGGAGUAUAUACGACAGGUAUGGUGAAGAAGGUCUGAAACAGCACGCUGCCAGUGGUGGCAGAGGUGGUGGAAUGAACAUCCAAGACAUAUUUAGCUCGUUUUUUGGUGGAGGCCCAAUGGAAGAGGAAGAGAGAAUCGUGAAAGGUGAUGAUGUCAUUGUGGAAUUGGAUGCAACACUAGAGGACUUGUAUAUGGGAGGAUCACUGAAGGUUUGGAGGGAGAAAAACAUUUUAAAGCCAGCCCCGGGUAAGAGACGUUGUAACUGUCGAAAUGAGGUCCAUCACAGGCAAAUUGGUCCAGGGAUGUUCCAACAGAUGACAGAGCAGGUCUGUGAACAGUGCCCAAAUGUGAAAUACGAAAGGGAGGGGUAUUUUGUCACUGUUGAUAUUGAGAAAGGAAUGCAAGAUGGUGAAGAGGUGGUUUUCUAUGAAGAUGGUGAGCCUAUUAUUGAUGGUGAAGCUGGAGAUCUGAAGUUUCGUAUACGUACUGCACCCCAUGAUCGUUUCAGAAGGGAAGGCAAUGACCUGCACACAACUGUGACUAUAACACUGGUGCAAGCUCUUGUUGGUUUUGAGAAAACCAUUGAACACCUCGAUGAUCAUUUAGUGGACAUUGGCUCAAAGGGAAUUACAAAGCCCAAGGAAGUAAGAAAGAUUAAAGGUGAAGGGAUGCCAUUACAUUUUAGCACAAAGAAGGGUGAUCUAUACGUCACAUUCGAGGUUCUUUUCCCUACUUCACUAAGAGAGGACCAGAAAACAAAGAUAAAGGCUAUUCUUGGUUAGGAUAUAGAACUAUACAAUUUCGCUGGGUCCUAAGUUGUUCCCAUUGUAACAUGAUGAGGCCUAGAUUCAGGCAGCCAGAGAAAUUUUUUCCCUCUUAUCAGUUUAACAAGUAAUACAUAUUGCUUUAAGGUAUUCUGCGCCUGACGUAGUCUUUCUAAGUUUCAAGGACUCUUAGCACUCUUCUUUUUUUUUUUUUUUUUUUUUUUAAAUUUGGGGUAUGGUUUCUUCCUCAAUUCGGAGUCAUAUAAAGGAUUACAACAGCGUUGAGCUUGUAAAAGUGCUACAUUUUUGCUUUAUUAUUAUUAUUUUAAUUAAAAGGUAUUAUAUUUA